This is a messenger RNA of Cucurbitaria berberidis CBS 394.84, 1993 nucleotides long. RefSeq names its product mitochondrial cytochrome-like protein b2. NCBI's taxonomy places the organism in Eukaryota, Fungi, Ascomycota, Dothideomycetes, Pleosporales, Cucurbitariaceae. Bases 107 to 1606 code for a protein of 499 amino acids. The record is from RefSeq and is a predicted model, not a curated record. Gene Ontology annotation, molecular function: oxidoreductase activity; heme binding. The transcript is spliced from 3 exons.
AUCGGCUAACCCCACGCCUCCCCUCAAAUGCCUCCUCGACGGUUGGCCAAGCUUGAAUCGUUCACGAAUUGUAUGUCCAACGCAAGAUUUCGUAAGGGUUAGAACGAUGGGUCAUGUCGAUGGAGCUGAGGUCGCAAAGCACAAUAGCAAAAACUCCUGUUGGAUAGUGCUAGACUCCAAAGCGUAUGAUGUCACCAGCUUUCUGUCCGAGCAUCCAGGUGGGGCACCCAUAAUAUUGAAGAAUGCCGGAACGGAUGCGACGGAAGAGUUCAAAAAUUACCACCCACUAGAUUACCUGACCGAUUACCUACCGUCCGAUGCCCUUGUUGGACCCAUUAACCCUAAUACCUUUGGUCAGCUCCGACAGCCCGAGAAAGAGAAGGCAGCACCAGUUUCUGACAUAGAUGAUUCGAAGGAAGUCCCGCAUCUAUCGCUCUGCGUCACAGCAAGCGAUUUCGAGAAGGCAGCAAAAGCCGUCUUACCCCACAAAUCUUACACCUACGCCUCUACAUCCGCAAACACCGGGUUGUCACUUAAACGUAACCUCGAUGACUGGGGCCGCAUCUCGUUCCGCCCGCGUGUUAUGCGCAAUGUAGGUGAUGUCGAUACGCGGCGCAGAAUCUUCGGGCACAGCUCACCGUAUCCAUUCUACAUUUCACCCAUGGGGACAAUGGGUGCGAUCCAUGCUGGUGCAGAGCCAGAAAUGAUCCGAGGCGCCGUAAGGAAAGGAGCGCAUGUAGUUGUCAGUACAGCGAGUUCGAAGUCCAGCGAGCAGAUUAUGCAAUGUUUUGUUGAGGAGCAGGGGAGAUUGAAGAACGGCAGUCCGACAGAAUUGUUUUAUCAGUAUUACAUGCCUGUAGAUCGGCAAAAAGCUAUCCAACUCAUGAGCAUCGUGAAGAGUUGCGGAUUCAAGGGGCUUUGGAUUACGGUUGAUACGCCGGUUUUGGGUAAGAGGACAGCGGACCGCUAUCUCCAAGCCGAAGAAGCGCUCGCUGUUGGGAUUGCAGAAGAGAGUACAGCGGGGUGGGAGGCUGGCGGAGACAACGCUUUUGCGCCUGCGAUGGGUGGUAGACCAGUGCAGGGGCAGCUGAGCCCGCAUACGACGUGGGAAGAUCUGGAAUGGAUACGGAAAGAGUGGGAAGGGCCGAUUGUGCUGAAGGGAGUUCAAUGCGCUGAAGAUGCAAAGCUUGCGAUGGAGUAUGGCUGUAACGGUAUCUUGUUGAGCAACCAUGGCGGACGACAACUGCACACCGCACCGAGCGCAUUAAUGACGCUGCUGGAGAUCCGGGCAUACUGCCCCGAAGUCCUUGGGAAAUUGGAGAUAUUCCUGGAUGGCGGUUUGCGAGAUGGAAAUGAUGUACUCAAGGCGCUAUGUCUGGGUGCCACAGCGGUCGGAGUCGGCAGGCCGUUCUUGUACGCCCUCGGAGCGUAUGGUACAAAAGGCGUUGAGCGGUGUGUGGAUGUGCUGGCCGAAGAGCUCCAGACGGGCAUGCGCUUGCUCGGUAUCACAUCGCUGGAUCAGUGUAGGCCAGAAAUGGUCAACGCGAGCCGGCUGUUGAACGAGAUGUGGCGUCCCGAGCAACUGAGUAUUAAGAGCCGGCUGUAGAAUGUCCAGAGUCCAUCAAAGCACGCUGUUCAGCUAAAGUCUGGAAGUCAGGUCCAAUUUGUCGAGUGAUCUCUUACUUGAAUAUGCACUCCUCGUUUUCCAUAUUAGUCUCCUUGAUUUGUAAAAUCUAAUCUGAACGUGAUGUUCAUUCGCUAGUCGGACGUAAUGGUUACGGGUAUCGAACGGAAUGUCUCAACAUAUUGUUUGCUUAAUCUGGUGGUUUCUUGGCCUUCCGAUUAUUCACGAAGACUUUGGGUCGCGUUGUUGCUUGUGCCGGACAUCGCCGGACCCUGCGGUAAAAUUCUCUUACCCCUCAGCGCUCAGUGCCUUCCCCUCUGCCCCACCAGUUCUCUUCUACUGCAGCCAGCGUGUCAAUAUAUUGCCCUU